Darwinula stevensoni is the source of this 869-nucleotide messenger RNA. Lineage: Eukaryota; Metazoa; Arthropoda; Ostracoda; Podocopida; Darwinulidae. The record is from the annotation of a GenBank genome assembly.
AUGUCUUGCCCUAUCAUCGGUUCGGUGGGAAGCCGCAGGCAGGGGGCAUUUAGUGGGACAGAAGAUCUCCAGCUAGGAAUGCUCGCAGCCGUCUAUACGUCUGAUGAGGUAUCCCGUCCUUGGUUGGGAGAGGUUCAGGCAAUAGAAGAUGGUGAUACAGUGAAGAUCCACUGGUAUAUGGGAGGCUAUCCCAAAUCGUGGAAGCCCAUGUCAGGAACCAACAGCACGUCAUCUGUUCAUCGUGAAUCCCUUCUAUUACGGGGGUUUACACUCACUGAGAAAAGUCAGCGACUGACGAGUGAAACAGCUGCAGAACUGAAGCGGCUCUAUCAAGAAACAGAUGACCGGAUGACGAUCCAACAAGAGCGCAUCUCAGAGGAAGAAUAGAUUUAAAUUUCUCCUGGAAAUAUCUGCUUACGCACAAGGAAGGACAGUGAGAAGGCUCCCAAGGAGGAUGGAUUCUGUUAGCAAUUUUCUUCAGGAUGGAGAUGAGCCUAAUUCUUAGUCAUGUAUUAAACUCCCCUACCAAACCUAACUCAAGCAUUGCAUCAUGGCUUUGCCUUUUCUAACCUCCAGGAAUUCUGGCCCCUUCGGAGAUCAGCAGAGGAUGCAUAAGGACUCUCUUCCAAUGCUUCUCGGCAGGGAUGCAUUCACCAUAUCGCGCUGUCCCAUGAACAUGAAGAAUAGCCUGUUCCAGAUAAUGAUUUCAUGGAGAUGGAAGGUGGAGCUUGCCUACACCCAGCUUUAAUAUUAUUCCUGGAAAAUGUGGAAGGUGGUGAACAUCGUGCAUCACAUCUCAUGUGAACGUGCAAGAUGUCGAAGACUUAUGGAACAUUUUGGACUUGUUUCAAGAUAUUGCAGUGUGACUC